Folsomia candida is the source of this 552-nucleotide messenger RNA. RefSeq names its product GDNF-inducible zinc finger protein 1-like. Gene Ontology annotation, biological process: regulation of transcription by RNA polymerase II. Gene Ontology annotation, molecular function: DNA-binding transcription factor activity; RNA polymerase II cis-regulatory region sequence-specific DNA binding. Bases 1 to 552 code for a protein of 183 amino acids. The record is from RefSeq and is a predicted model, not a curated record. NCBI's taxonomy places the organism in Eukaryota, Metazoa, Arthropoda, Collembola, Entomobryomorpha, Isotomidae. The transcript has 2 exons.
AUGUUUAACCCAUGUAUCACAUCAGACAAUUUGAGUCCAGGAAAUCCGCGUAUUCACAGCACGCGGGAACAACCCAGUUGUGACACGUGUCAUGGAGUCUUCUCCAAAUUGGUCGGGUUACGGCUGGACGUUAAAGCUGUCCACAGCACCCCGAAGGGAUCCAUGAAAAUUCACGAGGUGACGCAUUUGCAGAAAACUACACCAGACACGUUACAGUGUCACGUCUGUCCUCAAGCCUUCUUAAGUAGGAGUGCCCUACAACGUCAUAUUCGGGUAUUGCAUGAAAAUCGGAGGAAUUAUCCGUGUACAUUUUGUAAGAGAAGAUUCUCCAUCUCAUCGAAUUUGAAGCGUCACGUGGCGAUGAAACAUGCUGCGAGCAAGGAGAAGAUUCAUUCCUGCGACAAAUGCGAGUACAAGAGCCACUCAAAAUUCAAUUUAAAGCAACGCCACAAUGCUACGAAGAGGCACGAGUGUUACUUUUGCAAAAAGCUGUUUGCCAGUUUCCCAGCAUUGGUCAGACAUUGUAGUCGAGUUCAUACUCUCGAAAAGUAA